Molecule: messenger RNA, 1224 nt
Organism: Tripterygium wilfordii
Lineage: Eukaryota; Viridiplantae; Streptophyta; Magnoliopsida; Celastrales; Celastraceae
Product: WAT1-related protein At5g40210-like
Exons: 5
Coding region: 1-1224 (407 amino acids)
Cellular component (GO): plasma membrane
Molecular function (GO): transmembrane transporter activity
Source: RefSeq, a predicted model, not a curated record
AUGACUAGAUUGUGGUUGACUGUUGUAAUAAUCUUGGUGGAGUGCUUGGAGGUGGGUUUAAACACAGUAAUCAAAGCAGCAAUGACAAGAGGAAUGAACCAGUAUGUGUUUGCUGCUUACUCAAAUGGACUUGGUGCCAUAGUCCUCAUUCCUGCUUGCUUCAUCUUCUACUGGAAGAAGGCUCCCCCAAAACCCACUUGGUACACUAUUUUCAAGAUCUUGGUUCUCAGCUUUCUGAGUUUAAGUAUGCAGAUUUUUAUGUACAUUGGGAUGGCAUAUAGUUCUCCAACUCUUGCCUCUGCAAUGUUUGAUCUCACACCAGCUUUUACCUUCUUCGUUGCCGUAGCAUCAAGGUCAGUCUCUGACUCUCCUCUUCCUUUUUUUGGUAACCGAGAACGAUACCAUAUAAGAGACUCUCCUUCUCCUCCUCCUCUUCCUCUUAUUUUCCUAUCUAGCCAAUUGACUCAUUUUGAUGUUUUUUUUUUUUUUUUUUGUGUGGGUGGUUUCAGAAUGGAAAAACUAGUCUUGAAAGAUCCAGGGAGUGGAGCAAAGUCUGUUGGGACAUUAUUAUCAGUUGCAGGAGCAUUAGUUGUGACAUUGUACAAAGGCCAACCAAUUUCAAGUGUCUUCUCAUCAUCAUCAUCACUGACUGGAUUAAACUCUCACCUGUUGCUUCAAUCAAAUUGGAUCAUUGGAGCCAUUUUUCUUGUAGCCACUGCAUUUAUCCUCUCAUUGAUAUUAGUUGUUGUGACUUGGAUUAUCAAGGACUACCCUGAAGAGAUGAUUGUGGUAUUAAUCUCUUCCUUUUUUGUGACGAUUCAAUGUGCCAUUUUCACAUUAUUUGUUAAGAAAAACCCAAAUGCUUGGAGUCUGAAGCUUGAUAUUGAGUUGGUAGCAAUCGUAUACUCGGCAGUGAUUGCAGUUUGCAUUCGAAGUAUAUUAUAUGCAUGGGCAUGUCGAAAGGAAGGGCCUAUCUAUGUUUCCAUGUUUAAGCCUAUUGACAUGGUGAUUGCAACUAUCAUGGGCGUUGCAUUUCUUGGGGAUACUCUUUAUCUCGGAAGCGUGAUUGGAGGGAUCGUUAUCACGAUGGGAUUUUAUGUAGUGACAUGGGGACAAGCCCAAGAAUCAAAAAUGAUUGAAAACAGCGGAAAUUGCGCCACCUUUGAUUCAUCAUCCCCUAAAGCUCCUCUUCUGCAGAACACAAAAAUAGAUGUUAUGGUAUAG